AUAUACAAUGUGUAUGCCAGAUGAAUUUUCAUGAGGUACCCGUCACAAGGAUUUUCUCAGGGACCAACUCUGCUCUGACCAGGGAGUGGCUGUUCCCUCUCUUGCACCCAACGUGUAUCAGGAGAGCUCGACUUGCCAGGCAAGGAGUAACCCAGGAACUCACUGGCUUUGUGGUUGCAAGUCCCCAUGGAGUCCUGCCGCUCUGGUCUUGGAAUGGCAAACCUCCUCUGAUGUGUUAUUUCAGGUGUUUCCGAUGUGCUGCAUCUCUCUGAGCCAUGCCCCAGCAAUGACUAUCCAAAUGGUAACCAAGAGAUGCUGUUUUUCUCCUGAACUUGUUCAACAGGCGUCUCAGUGUGGACAGAGCCCCAGCUCCCAACAGUAUGUUUUCCUGCAGCAGUCACAGCUGUAUGAAAACACGUGGAGGUUGCAUUAAAGUAAGACACUGCUGCUGUUGAGUAGAGCUUUUUAACAUGAAACUCCCUGGAAUUGUCUGCAUCCAGGAGCACUAUGGAGCAAUUUUUAACAUGGAGAAGAAAUUGUUACAUGUGUCUGGUAAUAGAAGACAUUAUUUCACUGACAGAAAACUCAUCCUGAGUGGGGGAGCAAAACCCUGGCACCAACCUCCUAACGCUAAAGUGAAAGGAAAUGCUGGAGCACAGAAUGAAAAAAAUAUGAGAGCGGUGGUGACAGGAGGCGGAGGCUAUUUUGGAUACAAGCUGGGAUGUGCUCUUGCCAGCUCAGGAGCUUCUGUUGUUCUGUAUGAUAUAAACAAGCCUAUCUGGGAAAUUCCCAAUGGAGUAGCAUGUAUCCAGGCAGAUGUCAGGGAUUACGAUGCCAUAUUUGCAGCCUGUGAAGGGGCUGACUGCGUGUUUCAUGUAGCUUCAUAUGGAAUGUCAGGAAGAGAGCAAUUGCACAGAGAAGAGAUUGAAAGUGUAAACAUUCAUGGAACAAGGUUCAUCAUUGAUGCCUGCAAACAAAGGAACAUCACCAGACUGAUAUACACCAGUACAGUAAAUGUGGUGUUUGGAGGGCUUUCUAUUGAAGAUGGUGAUGAGGAAACUGUGCCAUAUUUUCCCAUAGAAAAGCAUGUUGAUCAUUAUUCCAGAACCAAAUCAAUUGCAGAACAAAUGGUACUAGCAGCUAAUGGAACUCCACUAGCAGGAGGUGGAACACUCUAUACAUGUGUUCUUCGCCCACCAGGCAUCUAUGGACCAGAAGAGCAGAGACACCUGCCAAGGCUAGCAAAGAACAUUGAGAGAGGGCUACUUAGCUUCAAGUUUGGGGAUCCUUCUGCUAAAAUGAACUGGGUGCAUGCAGAGAAUCUCGUACAAGCUCAAAUUCUAGCUGCUGAAGCUCUCACCCCUGAGAAGAACUACAUAGCUAGUGGUCAGGUGUAUUUCAUUAAUGAUGGUGAAAAAUUCAAUCUUUUUGAAUGGUUAACUCCACUCUUUGAACGUUUAGGUUGCAGUAAACCAUGGAUACGUAUUCCUACUUCCUUGGUUUAUACAUCAGCCAUGAUAAUGGAGUAUCUUCAUCUGAUGCUGAAACCAUUUGUUGAACUGUCCCCCCUGCUGACCAGAAAUGAGGUGCAGAAUAUUUCCAUAACUCAUACAUUUCGAAUAGACAAGGCACGGAAUCAGCUAGGGUACAGCCCAGAGAAGUUUGUGUUUGCUGAUUCUGUGGACCAUUACAUUAAAACAAGACCAGAAGCCCAGAACGAUCACAUCUUCCUCAAAGUUUUGCUUUUGUUAAUUGUUAGUUUAAGUUUGAUCUUUCUUUCUUUAAGAUUUGAUGACCUUUCAGUUUUGCAUUUUUUUAAGGAAACAAAACACUGACAUGCAUAAACUGCACGUACUCAGUCACAGUACUGCUGCCCAUGGAUCAUCUUGAUCUCCACAAUACUUAAUGCCCCCAAUGCAAUAAGCAGGCAGUUAUUUUAGAUCCUACAAAAAUAAUAAUUGUAGCCUAUAAGUAGCUGUACUUAAGAAAUUAAAAUACUGUAAACAAUUAUGGCCAAAGAUCAACACUGAAACACACUGGAGUCAAGACUGUUGAACCUAUGUAUUUCACACCAACAAUCUUUUCAAAUUGAAUGCCGAAGUGCACGAGGACCUGCAAAAGGAACAGAAACUUCAACCAAUCUUCAGUGCUUCACCAGUGAAGAAAAAGGGCUAAAAUAAGGAUGAAGGUUGACUACAGCUGCUGCCACGCUCAUUACCUUGGGGAACUGAGGAACACACAAAGGGACCAACAAUGAGAAUGUAUCACUGUAAA
This is a messenger RNA of Cygnus atratus (black swan), 2274 nucleotides long. RefSeq names its product putative short-chain dehydrogenase/reductase family 42E member 2. Gene Ontology annotation, molecular function: 3-beta-hydroxy-Delta5-steroid dehydrogenase (NAD+) activity. The transcript is spliced from 14 exons. The coding region runs from base 471 to 1835 and encodes 454 amino acids. Lineage: Eukaryota; Metazoa; Chordata; Aves; Anseriformes; Anatidae. Gene Ontology annotation, biological process: steroid biosynthetic process. The record is from RefSeq and is a predicted model, not a curated record.